Zalophus californianus (California sea lion) is the source of this 7551-nucleotide messenger RNA. It is a transcript of the gene TECPR1, whose product is annotated as tectonin beta-propeller repeat containing 1. Gene Ontology annotation, cellular component: membrane. Bases 1627 to 6141 code for a protein of 1504 amino acids. The record is from RefSeq and is a predicted model, not a curated record. Lineage: Eukaryota; Metazoa; Chordata; Mammalia; Carnivora; Otariidae. The transcript has 25 exons.
CAAAAUAACCCACGUCUGCUUUUCUUUGGGUUUAGUAAGAGCUGACCUUUGAUCUGAGACUUAAGGCUGAAUGAGAAUGGACAGUGGAAGGAGGGUGGGUAUGGCAUGUGGGACAGUGGGGGCUGCGUAGAAGUUUAGAAGUCUGAUGGGGCCAGGAGCACAGCAGCAAGUUCUGCCAAGGCUGGAGCUUAAAGGUUCACAGAAGCCGCCACAGAACUGAGGCUACAGUGGAAGGGAGAAAUGGUGGGGAAGAGCCAGCCAUUUGGAAAGCCCGAGCUCUCUCCUGUGACUGACGGGCAAGUGUUGGGGGAAAUCCAGACCGCCCAGCCUGUCAUUUAUCCAGCCAUCCCUCCCUGACCCAAAUAUGAGAGACGGAUACAGUAAUGUCCAUCAACCUGAAAGCAGCCCUCCAGCAAUCAUCUGGAAUGCUGCUGAACCCAGUGCUGCCUCUGAAACUCUAAGACUUAAUGCAAAUGACCAAGUGCCUUGAACCCAAAUAUGCAGAGACUAUAAUAACAAUACUAGUAAUAUGUGAGUGCUCGUAAGCACUUUACGUACACCUUCUCACUUCGUCCUCCCUCCAACCCAAAGACGCAAGUGGUGUUAUUCCUAUUUUAGAGACGAGGACACAGGCUCAGAGGUGUAGUGACUCGUCUAGUAAGUGACGGAGCUGGGAUAUGAACCUACUGUGUCUGGCCCAGGAGAGACGUGGCAAGGAGGACAGACGAGAAACAAGAAACGAAGGUUACAACAGAAGUGCAGAUAUGGGAAUGAGGACUAUCAGCUGUGGUGAGGGCAAAAAAAUGCAGGCCUCCUGACAACUGAAGAGAGGCAGCUCUGCAAAGCCUGAAAGGACUGGGGGUGGAGGGGGGCGUGGUGCCACGGGGAGGACUGUGGGUCCCCAGAAGUUCCACUGUGUCAGACUCUGAGUUCCGGGAAGCUGGUAUUGAAUUCUGUCACAGCGCAGGAGCUCUGCCAAGGACCAUGGAGCGCUCCUAACUCAAUGCUUCUUUUACCGUGGAAACUGGGGCCAGAGAGGAGAAAUGGCUACAGACGGUCACCGACAGAACAGAGAACGGGUUCUGUUCUCCUCCCAUCUCCAGACUACUGCUUCUGCUGUCCGACAGCCACUCGUCCUCCUGCUAAUAGUACCCCGGUCUCACUGAGCCCUCCCAGCAUGGGUCUUAGUCCCCUGGGGCUGCUGUAACAAAAAUACCAGAGUGGGGGGCUGAAACCACAAACACCGAUCCCUCAAAGUUCUGGAAGCUGGAAGUGCAAGGUCCAGGUGCCAGCAGGUCUGGUGUCUGGUGACAGCCUCCUUCCUGGCUGGUAGACAGCCACCUGUCACUGUAUCCUCACAAGGGGAGGGGGUGUGGGCUCUUGUGUGUCUCUUCUCAAUCAGGGCAUUUACCUUCUUCGGAGGGCUCCACCCCCAUGACCCAGUGACCACCACCCCGCCUCCCCAAGGCCCCAUCACCAAAUACCACCCAACUGAGGAUGAACGUUUCAAUGUACGAAUUUUAGGGGGACACAAACACACAGCGCCUGAUAACCCACACCUCCAGACUGCGCCAGUCCGCAAAAGCCACACUGAAGGUUACACACGAGACCACAAAACCAGCCAGCAUGAAUCAGAGGCUUUUCUGCCUCUCGUCCCAGUGGAGUUGGCCCGUGCGGGGCUUCCGCGGCCACCACGGUGGGGGAAAAAGCUGGUCUGCAUCCUCGGAAAGGGGCGAGGGCGAGAACCCGAGCGGGAGGAAGGGGAACCAGGUCCAAGCCACAGUGCUGCAGCCUCUACGUCGGGCUGUGGCUGGCGUGCCAGCAGUCACGGCUCCUGCUUUGGUUCUCAUCUCCAUCCCAACGGCGGGGGUAGCCCCCGGGCUGCCCCCCGAGGAGAUGGAAAGAGGGGCGGGCGCAUCACUUCCAUCCCGGCCGGCAGACGGCACAGCACUCGCUUCUGAGCUAGUACGAGGUACUAGGCUGGCCCACCUCCCGUCAGGGUUUCUGUCACUGGCAACACCGGAGUCUGAACAAAACAGCGGCCUGUUACCGCCACCACGCCACGCUGUCCUCACAGCAUCACAAGUCUGGAGGAAUUCUCCGGAGGAGGUUAAAGCUCUGGGUUUGUGUGCUCCACGCCGCCACCUCGACACCUGCCUCCACCUGCGCCCGCCGGCUCUCCUCCUCCCGCCUCCGGUCGCCACGGGGCCGCCCCCCCCCCCCCACCCCCCGCCUCGGGCCCUCCCGGCCGCCCCCUCCUCGCCUUCCGUCCAGAGAACACAAGGCUGGCGGGCAGGUGCUGGGAGGCGGCGGGCGGGUCCUGAAGAAACGACGGGCUGGGGCCCGAGCUCUCCCCGGGCUGCCGCGGCCAUGCCCAACUCGGUGCUGUGGGCCGUGGAUCUCUUUGGGAAGGUGUACACGCUGUCCACGGCGGGCCAGUACUGGGAGCUCUGCAGGGACAGCCCGCUGGAGUUCAAGCGCGUCAGCGCCACCACGCAGUGCUGCUGGGGCAUCGCCUGCGACAACCAGGUCUACGUGUUCGUGUGCGCCAGCGACGUCCCUAUCCGCCGCCGGGAGGAGGCCUACGAGAACCAGCGCUGGAACCCCGUGGGUGGCUUCUGUGAGAAGUUCCUGCCCAGUGACCGCUGGCAGUGGAGUGACGUGAGUGGGCUCCAGCACCGGCCGCUGGACGGGGUGGCCCUGCCCUCGCGGCACUGGGAGUGGGAGUCGGACUGGUACGUGGAUGAGAACUUUGGAGGGGAGCCCACCGAGAAAGGGGGGUGGACAUACGCCAUCGACUUCCCCGCUACGUACACGAGAGACAAGAAGUGGAAUUCUUGUGUGCGGCGGCGGAGGUGGAUCCGGUAUAGGAGAUACAAGUCCCGGGACACCUGGGCCAAGAUCCCUUCGAAGGAGGACCCCAAGCAACUGCCUGACCCCUUCAAUGACCUCUCUGUGGGGGGGUGGGAAAUCACAGACGAGCCCGUGGGCCGCCUGUCCGUGUGGGCUGUGUCUCUGCAGGGAAAGGUGUGGUACAGAGAGGACGUCAGCCACCCCAACCCCGAAGGCUCAUCGUGGUCCCUCGUGGACACCCCAGGGGAGGCAGUGCAGAUCAGCUGUGGGCCCCACGACCUCCUGUGGGUCACGCUCUGGGAGGGGCAGGCCUUGGUCCGGGAAGGAAUCAACAGGAACAGUCCCAAAGGAAGUUCCUGGUCCAUAGUGGAGCCUCCCGCCUCUGAAAACGGGAUCGUGCAUGUCUCCGUGGGAGUUGGCGUGGUCUGGGCCAUCACCAAGGACCGGAAAGUGUGGUUCCGAAGAGGCGUCAACUCGCACAAUCCCUGUGGCACCAGCUGGAUUGAGAUGGUCGGAGAUAUGAUGAUGGUGAACGUGGGGCUGAACGACCAGGUUUGGGGCAUUGGCUGUGAGGACCGGGCCGUGUACUUCCGCCAGGGUGUCACCCAGAGCGAGCUCAGUGGGAAAACAUGGAAGGCGAUCGUUGCCAGCCGAGAGAGUGACCGAUCGCACUCUGGUAGCUCAUCAAGUCUCCUCAGGGGUCACGGGUCUGCCCCUCUUGUCCCCAGUGCUGGCUGCUUCUUUGGCGACGAGGUAAGGGGCAGUGGUGAGUCCUGUGCACCGAGCGACACGGACGCCUCUUUGGAAGCCGACAGACCGGGGCCUGACCAGCCUGUCCCUGCAGAGUCUGUGGACGGUCCCAGGAACCCCAGGGACAGCUUGGCCUCAGGCACCGGCAGGACCCCAGAGCUUGCCGUGGAGGUUGCUGGCCCGGCCACUCAGACUCCUGGGCCCGAGCCUCGCCCUGGCGCGGCCUCCACCCCGGCCGAACUGCCCUGGACCAAUAUUGACCUGAAGGAGCCCAAGAGAGCACCCAGCCACUCAGCUGUUAGCUUUCCAGAGACCACCGGCCUCUCCUCGCUGGGGCUCCUCCCACUGGGCUUGGAGGAACCCUAUGGGGCCGAUGACCACCCGCUGUGGGCCUGGGUGUCAGGAGGAGGCUGUGCCGUCGAGGCUCACGCUGUCCUCAAGUGGUUCACCGUCCAGUCGGGCCUGUCCCCCCCGGUGCAGACGCUCUCCUUGUCCAUCAUGCCGGCGCAGACUGCUGCCUGGCGGAAGCAGAUCUUCCAGCAGCUCACGGAAAGGACCAAGCGGGAGCUGGAGCACUUCCGGCACUACGAGCAGGCCGUGGAGCAGUCGGUGUGGGUGAAGACAGGGGCCCUGCAGUGGUGGUGUGACUGGAAGCCCCACAAGUGGGUGGACGUCCGCGUGGCCCUGGAGCAGUUCACGGGGCUCGACGGGGCUCGGGACAGCAUCCUCUUCAUCUACUAUGUGGUCCACGAGGAGAAGAAGUACAUCCACGUGUUCCUCAACGAGGUGACGGUGUUGGUCCCCGUGCUCAAUGAGACCAAGCACUCCUUCGCCCUCUACACGUCCGAGAGGACGCGGCAGAGGUGGCCUGUGCAUCUGGCCGCUGCCACCGAGCAGGACAUGAAUGACUGGCUCGCCCUGCUCAACCUGUCCUGCUGUGAGAGCCGGAGGGUCCACGGCCGCCCCUCCCCACAGGCCAUCUGGUCCAUCACGUGCAAGGGGGACAUCUUUGUAAGCGAGCCCAGCCCGGACCUGGAGGCCUCCGAGCACAUGCUGCCCUGCGACCAGAUGUUCUGGCGGCAGAUGGGAGGCCACCUGCGGGUGGUGGAGGCCAAUGGCCGGGGUGUGGUGUGGGGCAUCGGCUAUGACCACACGGCCUGGGUCUACACCGGCGGCUACGGCGGAGGCUGCUUCCAAGGCCUGGCCAGCAGCACCAGUAACAUCUACACGCAGUCGGACGUGAAGUGCGUCUACAUCUACGAGAACCAGCGCUGGAACCCCGUCACGGGCUACUCCAGCAGGGGUCUGCCCACCGACCGGUACAUGUGGAGUGACGCCUCGGGGCUGCACGAGUGCACCAAGGCCGGCACGAAGCCCCCAUCCCUGCAGUGGACCUGGGUUUCUGACUGGUCUGUGGAUUUCAGCGUUCCCGGGGGCACGGACCAGGAGGGGUGGCAGUACGCCAGUGACUUCCCUGCCUCAUACCAUGGGUACAAAACCAUGAAGGAUUUUGUCAGGAGAAGGUGCUGGGCCAGAAAAUGUAAGCUGGUGACCAGUGGGCCCUGGCUGGAGGUGGCCCCUAUCGCCCUUGGGGACGUGUCCAUCAUCCCAGAGAGCCCAAGUACCGACAGAAGUGGGCACAGCAUCGCCCUCUGGGCCGUCAGCGACAAGGGGGACGUGCUGUGCCGCCUGGGUGUGUCAGAGCUCAACCCCGCGGGCUCCUCCUGGCUGCACGUGGGCACCGACCAGCCCUUCACUUCCGUCUCCAUUGGGGCCUGCCACCAGGUGUGGGCCGUGGCCAGGGACGGCUCUGCCUUUUACCGAGGCUCCGUGUCCCCCGCGCAGCCGGCUGGCGACUGCUGGUACCACAUCCCGUCCCCUCCCAAGCAGAGACUGAAGCAGGUGUCCGUGGGGCAGACGUCGGUUUACGCCUUGGACGAAAACGAGAGCACGACGGUACCAGCCCAGCCCAGCAGGGCGAUCCUGAGGCUCAGGUGGAGUCCGGCGUGGAGAGCGGAGAGCUGGCUCCGGCCCCGGCUUUUCUCUUCCUGGGUCGGCAGGAGCCCCAGCAAGUGUGGGGACAGCCGCCUCUGUCUCCAUGGCCAGACCCCGAAGUGGGUCCCAACACUCUGGGCCCUUCUCUCUCCAGGGAACCUGUGGUAUCGCCAGGGGGUGACGCCCAGCUACCCGCAGGGCUCCAGCUGGGAGCACGUGUCCAACAACGUGUGCCGAGUGUCCGUGGGGCCCCUGGACCAGGUCUGGAUUAUCGCCAACAAGGUCCCGGGGAGCCACAGCCUGAGCCGGGGAACCGUGUGCCAUCGCACCGGCGUGCAGCCCCGACAGCCCAAGGGCCAGGGCUGGGACUACGGCAUCGGGGGGGGCUGGGAUCACAUCACCGUCCGGGCCAAUGCCACCAGAGCCCUCAGGAGCAGGUCCCAGGAGACAGCCACUGGGUGGAGUGGGGAGCCGGGCCUCCCCAGCACGCCCUCGAGGGUGGCCGGAGCCCCGCACGAGGCCCGCGGCCCCGUCUGCUGCUGAGGCCACCUCCCCCGCCCACCUGAAGCAGGUUUCAUGCAGGUGUGAAGGAUCAAGGUUGAUACGUCUGAGCCAUUCUUAAAUGUGGAUCCUGGAGGGAACCUGGCCUCAGGUCACGGCCACUUGAGAGGCACUGGCUGAACCAGCCCAGAAAUGUGAAGCUUUGUGGAUGCUCUCACACGUGUCCCUGUCUGCAAGGAGGGCCACGGAGCGGGCUGGGGGCUCCUUCACCCCAGCCUUUCCCACCUGUUCCUCCCCACUCUGCCUCCCGCCCUUCCAGAACGGGAACCUGGAGCCGUCCAGGAAUGCUACCCCAGGGAAGCCAAUUCCACAAAACCCCCAGUGUCCCCAAACAGAUGGGGUACGCCCUCCCUCUGCCCCCCCCCCACAAAGAAAAUGGCUGUGGGGCUCAGGGCCACUCUGCGCUGUUCUGGGAUGCGCUCUCAGAGCCAGACGCGAGAAUACGAUUUAAUUUCAGAAGUUAAGCGAGAGUUGGCAGCUUGGAAGGAAAGGCUGGGGAGGGGUGUCUUUCUCCUGGGUGGGCACAAGCCCCCGGCAGGGCUGGGAGAAGUUGUCUGCCUGCAGAACUUGCUGGCAUUCACCCCAGCCAGCCUCCCCUACCCCGCCCCCCUGUCUGAUCAGGCGGUAGGGGCCGUGGGGACCUGGGGUGUGCCGGCCGCAGCCCCAAGCCCUACACGCCAGGGCAGGAGCCCUCUCUCCAGGCCGGUAGGAAGGCACCUCCCAUCCUGCAGCUUCUCUGCCUUUUUUUUUUUUUUUUUUUUUUUUAAGAUUUUACUUUUAAGUACCUCUACGUCCAUCAUGGGGCUCAAACCCACAACCCUGAGAUCAAGAGUCGCAGGCUGUACCAACUGAGCCAGCCAGGCGCCUCUUCUCUGCUGCUGCUUAAGUGAUUACGGCCCCCUUUGGUGAAGCCUCAAAUGUGCUUCCUGCAAACAGACACUUUGCCUGGAGGGUGUGGGAGCCCAAGGUGGCCUCGCUCAUUUGGGGACAAAACGAACGGACUCCAGCCUUCCCUGGAAUUCCCAUCAGGAGGGGUCAGGGUGGGGCUUGUCCGCAGACGGUGACUCAAAGGAGGUCUCCUCCGACGCCCCCUCCUGCGGGGCACUGGAGGGGGCUGAGGGUCUCUACGUUUGCCGGGAAUUGUGGAGGUGCGACCGGGAGGUGCGAGUGUGGGCUGGAGACACUGUCGUGGGUGUUCACACCUGUCAGGUUGUCUCCAGAUGGGCCCUGCGGGUUUCUUCUACAGCAGUGACCUGCCAUUCCGCGGUGACUUGCUGUCCGUGGCUGGGCCACUGUGUCCUCGCUGCUGAGCGCCCACCGUCUUCCAGCUCAGCACCACUGAACCAUCUCGAUUCUUUGGAUGCUUUAGUCAAUAAAAACUCACGCCGGGGU